AUGUCUGUCCUGGAGGUCAUGGACAUUGACUCCGACGACGAUGACUAUGAGCGCGUCGAGCUCCCGUCCGACUCCGAGACCAAUUCCUCGAAAUCUUCCAAGCUCAAGAGCUCGUCGGUCAAGACUCCUCCUACGCCAGCCACGUCAACGAGUACUCCGUAUUGUCGCGAGAAGCGUCUAGUCUGUCCUUACGAAGGCUGCGAUAAAGCAUUCAAUCGUCCAGUUCGUCUCGAAGAGCACAAGCGAUCGCAUACCAAUGAGCGACCAUUCGAAUGUACGGUCGAAGACUGCGACAAAGCCUACCUAAAGAAUAGCCACCUGAAGGCGCACAUGAAGUCUGCGCAUUCCGACAUCCGUGACUACCAAUGUUCCCACCCAGGAUGUGGCAGGUCCUUCGUCACGGCAUCGAAGCUCAAGACCCACGAAGCCACGCACGUCGACCCCAAGAAGUACGUCUGUCGCGGCCAUCCUCCGUGCAACCAAGUCUUCCGCAAGAAGGAGACAUUGGCCCGCCACAUCUUGUCCGUCCACGAGAACAAGAAGCCGUUCCCAUGCACGCACAUCGACUCCAUGACCGGCAACGUCUGUUCUCAGGCUUUUGAUACAAAUCAAAAGCUUCUACAGCACGUGCGUCAGAUGCACGACGCAACACGCUUCUCGUGCAGCGACUGUAGUGCUCACAAUACGCGCAUCGAGACUGAUCCCUACCUCGACGAACAACAGAAAGCCACCAAUGUCAAGCAGGCCUACUUCUCCACCUAUGCCGAGCUGCAGUUCCACAAUGCGGUUGAACACCCUCCAACAUGUUUCCUGUGCUCGACUCCAUUCAACACUCAACGCGAGCUAACUCGUCAUAACGAGCUGGUACACGGCAUCGUCAACCCGAAUGCGACCAAAGGAAGCGUGACUUGUACCUGGCCAGGUUGCGGACGAACGUUCUCAAAGCAGGGCAACCUCAACGUGCACAUCAAGACUGCCCACGAGAACCGUCGCGACUUCGCUUGUGGUCUAACGAAGGUCGAGCUAGUAGAUGAUCAAUCAUUUACUGGAUGUGGCCGAACUUUCACAAGCAAGUCUGCGCUCGUCGAUCACAUUCGUGCUAUUCAUCUUGGCAUUGAGUCGACCCAGGCCAAGAAGCGUCGACUCCAGAAUGAAGCAGAUGGUCCGAAGCAAAAGAAGGCUCGCAGCGACAAAGGUGUGCGUAGACAACCUGCGAUUGCUGAUGCUGCAUCCAACAUCAAUCGCUAUCCAUUUCAAGAAGUCGACCUCGACGCUCAACCUGAUUGGCAGUCGGAGCUAGGUGAUGAGCAGGAGGAGCUUGAUGGCAAUACCACCAUGGUCGGCAGCAUGCUCUACGAUCCUCGCGGUGCCUAUCACUACUCUUCUGGCCAGCGAACUCCAAUAGAGCGAGAAACGAUCAGCGAGAACGGCGACCUCCCGCUCUUCGACUUUCCUCAAUUCCCAGCUGCGCAAGACGCUGACGACUUCAUUUUGCACGGUUACACUCCAGCUCGUUCCGAGAAAGACAACGAGUAUGGACCACUCUUUCGCAAUGCAUUUGACAUGGAGCCCGAGAUGUCUGAUGCACUUGAUCCAGAGUUUCUUCGUCCCAAAUUCUCCGGUCAGCACAAUCCGUUCGACGACAGCAUCUAA
Messenger RNA from Cyphellophora attinorum, 1653 nucleotides. RefSeq names its product Transcription factor IIIA. NCBI's taxonomy places the organism in Eukaryota, Fungi, Ascomycota, Eurotiomycetes, Chaetothyriales, Cyphellophoraceae. Gene Ontology annotation, cellular component: nucleus. Bases 1 to 1653 code for a protein of 550 amino acids. The record is from RefSeq and is a predicted model, not a curated record. The transcript has 2 exons. Gene Ontology annotation, biological process: regulation of transcription by RNA polymerase II.